AUGCCAACUUCAGCAUUGCAUUCAGACGCUGAAAUGGGCGAAAUUUCGUACAUUCCCCUCCUUUUAGGCCACAUCAAAAAUCCGAUCUAUACAAGACUGACCACGCAUCAGCUAACCGCCGAAGAGUUCACGCUAGGAAAGUUGCGAGUCAACUUCACAGUCGACAGUCUCAAAGUGGUCGAAAGUGGGGCCUUCCAAGCCAGCUGCGGAAAGCACCUCUUGCCCGAAUACGCUCAACUUCUUGUGGGCACGGCUGAAAUGGACACUGAUGAACUUGUUGCUGUGGCGAAUUUCCAGUUGCAGCUUCCCUACCUUUGGAUGAUGCAAAGGGCGGAUGAAAACCAGAACUUCCAUCCUGUCAAAAUAAUUGACGUUCUGUCGGAUGACCGAAUCUCCAGGUAA
Protopolystoma xenopodis is the source of this 402-nucleotide messenger RNA. Lineage: Eukaryota; Metazoa; Platyhelminthes; Monogenea; Polystomatidea; Polystomatidae. The record is from the annotation of a GenBank genome assembly.